CUGGCUGUAGGUUGGAUCUCCAGCUCCUCUAAAUUAGAUUUUGCAGUCGAGGGCAGACGAGGGGAAAAAAAUCCGGGGUUCCACAAAUCUAGUGAGGCACACAAUGUCAAAAUUAGUGGAGUGUGUUCCUAAUUUUUCAGAAGGCAACAACAAAGAGGUGAUAGACAAGAUUGGCAAGGCCAUCUCUCAGACAAGUGGCUGCGUGCUGCUGGAUGUGGAUGCGGGUCCUUCCACAAAUCGGACAGUUUACACUUUUGUGGGGAGUCCUGAAGACAUCAUUGAGGGCGCACUGAAUGCAGCGAGAACAGCUUUUCACCUCAUUGACAUGGGAAAACAUCAAGGUGAACAUCCUCGGAUGGGAGCCUUGGAUGUCUGUCCAUUCAUCCCAGUCAGGAAUGUCUCAAUGGAAGAAUGUGUCCACUGUGCUAAGAUCUUUGGUAAACGUUUAGCAGAUGAACUGCAUGUGCCUGUGUAUCUGUAUGGUGAAGCUGCUCGGAAUGAGAGCCGGAGAUCUUUACCAGCCAUUCGGGCAGGAGAAUAUGAAGCCCUCCCUGAGAAACUCAGAAAAGUAGAAUGGACUCCUGAUUUUGGCUCUGCAGACUUUGUUCCAACCUGGGGAGCAACAGUGACAGGUGCACGGAAAUUCCUCAUUGCCUAUAACAUCAAUCUGCUGUGCACAAAGGAGCUGGCACACCGGAUAGCACUUAAUAUUCGAGAGCAGGGCCGUGGCAAGGACCAGCCUGGGAGGUUGAACAAGGUGCAAGGCAUGGGGUGGUACUUGGAUGAGGAAAAUAUCGCUCAAGUCUCUACUAAUUUGUUGGAUUUUGAAACCACUCCCCUUCACAGAGUCUAUGAGGAGGUCUGCAGUGAUGCCAAGGAUCUCAAUCUGCCUGUGGUGGGAUCUCAGCUAGUAGGUCUGGUCCCCAAAAAAGCCAUGUUGGAUGCAGCAGAAUUUUAUAUUAAGAAAGAAAACCUCUUCAUCCUGGAGGAGGAUCAUAAAAUCAGACUGGUAAUUAGCAAAUUGGGACUGGACUCUUUGUCUCCAUUCAAUCCUAAGGAACGCAUAAUUGAGGACAUGAUACAGGACAAAGAGAACGGUGGUGGCAGUCUGACAUCCUUGCCUCUUCAUACAUUUGUACAGAAAGUUGGAACACGGUCUGCAACUCCUGGAGGAGGAUCUGUAUCAGCAGCAAUGGCUUCUUUGGGGGCAGCACUGGGCUGCAUGGCAGGUUUGAUGACCUAUGGAAAACGUCAAUUUGAAGAACUGGACCCAGUUAUGAGGAAACUAAUACCACCAUUCCAUCAGUCCAUGAAUGAGCUGGUAGUCAUGGUGGAUGCAGACUCUUUGGCUUUCAGCAGCUACAUGGAUGCUAUGAAACUUCCUAAGAAUACAGCUGAAGAGAAAGAAAGGCGGACAACAGCCAUGCAGCUGGGCCUGAAAAAGGCAGUUGGUGUCCCUUUCUCAUUAGCAGAAAAAGUUCACUCUUUAUGGCCUUUUUUAAAAGAAAUGGCUCUGCAUGGGAACUUAGCUUGCAAGUCGGAUAUUCAGGUGGCAGCUAAAGCUUUAGAAACUGGCGUCUUUGGUGCCUAUUUCAAUGUUCUUACAAACUUGAAAGAUAUUACAGAUGAGAGAUUCAAGCAAGAGGUGCAAGAGAAACUCUCCUUCUUCUUGGAGGAAGCAAAGAAGAGCACAGCACUUGUGCUAGAGCAACUGGAGAAGAGGACAAUGUGAAAGACUCUUUGAACAAGCAAUUGCUUGUCCACACAUAUACUGUACAAUCACUGUUUGUAGUCCUUGUGGUAUCUGUCUGAGAGAGAAGAUAGGCAAGGGACUUAUAUAUUCUCACUUUCUUUCUAUCAGAAAUUCAGCCACUAACACUGAAUUCACAAUACUGCAUUUUGACCGCUCCUCUACAUUGGUCCCUUCACCACUAAUGCAGAAAUCAGGGUCUUGUUUCUGCUUACCACUACUGCAAAGUAGUCUCAUCUGGACCACUUAGAUAGAAUAAGAGAUACAAGCUGCAGUGACCUGCAAAACAGUUGUAAUAUCUCUUUAAAGAAAAGGAGGGAUAGGUUAGCAAUUUCCAAUAGCUCUCAUAGUAUGCUCGAAUCCUACUUAAUCAAUUGUGGCAGAAAUGCCUUUUUGUAAAUUAGAAAUAGAUAAUUACUGUCUUCAAAUAAAUUAUGGCAUAAAAUGUGUCUGUGUACCAAUACCCUACUUUUGUACUGCAUUGACUCUAAAAUCAUAUUGAUAAUUGUAAUGACCUGGAUACAUUCUCAGCAGUUUCCUUUCAUGGGCAUACCAUUAACAGGUAUUCAAGCUGUAAAGAUGGGACUGCGUUAAGUAGACCUUUCAGAGGUGCAUUUAGCUCAGAAAUGUUCAUUGACAGUAACCCUGAAAAGCAUCAGGCAAUGAUGAUGAUUCUCAGUCUUCCAGCAGGAGAGGGGAUGCUAUGUCGUUAAUCACGGUAGUCACACUACAUAAUUCCUUGGUUAUUUGUCCGUGAAACUUCAGUGGUCUCACUGUCCCAUGUAACUCUGUUUCUUGUCUCUCUAGUUACAGUAAUUAAUCUACAUUGCAUUUAUCAGCAGUCUAUGAUCAAACUGUACAGCACUUUGCUCUGUGAACUCUUGUUGAAUAGCACCAUCUCUAGGGAGUAUAGUGUGUCAACCUGUUUACUCAGUUCUCCUUACCCUGAGUAAACAAGUUGACAUAGUAAACUUAUCUUGUGUCAUCCAACUUUAAAUCUCCAUACCAUCUGUUGCCAAGAAGAAUUUCACCCUACCCACAAGCGGGUAAGUUAAACUGUCAACAUUCUUGCUGUCUCAAAGACAUGAGUGUACAGUAGUUAGCAAUCAUGCCCUUUGGCCUGGCGUUGUAAUGUAAGUAGGGUAGAAAUUGAAAGAUCAGAUCCAAAUCAGUUUGAUUCCUGCUGUUGCUUUUGCUCCAAAAUCCUACUGUAGGUUUUGCUCUUAAGUCUGUAUUUAGGAAGUUAGAUAUGUAGAGACCUAUUACGAUCUAAAAUGCAACCUGUGUGCUAAAUUUUACAAACAAAUGCAACUCUACAGAAGAAAAAACUUACAAGUCCCUUUAAUGUAAUAUCAGAAUGGCAGGCUACAUUUCAUGCUGGACUCACAAAGCAACUGUUCAUAUCUGGCAAGCAGGAAAUGAAAAUCAGGGCUUAUUUACAUUAGAAAUGGGACUUGAACUGGGUCUAACAAGAUUUAAUUCAUUUUUUUAAAAGGUUGUCUACAUGAUAUACAAGAACUUCCCCCUCCCCGGACUUUUUGUUUUUCUGUACUGGAGGGUGUCUCCACCAGCGGCUGUUCAUUUUGAUUUGGCAGUGUUGCAGGGCAGAUCCCAUGCUAAAAUCAUGUGGCUUCAUGAGGACCCAUGCUUGGAUCCGUCUUUCUCUCCUCACCACAGCAGCAGGGGCAAGUGGCCAGCGUGACAGCAGGGCAGGUGGGCGCAGGACAAAACCUUAAAUGGAAAGGUUUUCCCAAGAGGACGCAUACACUGCCCCAUAAACAAUGUGACUACCAUCUGAUUUCUAAAUUGAUUCCAUUUAGCUUAUUGCAAGGCAAAUGUAAAUGUAAACAAGCCCUCCAGUUGCUUUAGCAGACUCCUGUACUUCCUCCCAAAGAGAUAUUGCCCAGGAACCAGCC
This is a messenger RNA of Pogona vitticeps (central bearded dragon), 3666 nucleotides long. It is a transcript of the gene FTCD, whose product is annotated as formimidoyltransferase cyclodeaminase. The record is from RefSeq and is a predicted model, not a curated record. NCBI's taxonomy places the organism in Eukaryota, Metazoa, Chordata, Lepidosauria, Squamata, Agamidae. Gene Ontology annotation, molecular function: folic acid binding; transferase activity.